Molecule: messenger RNA, 2109 nt
Organism: Saccostrea cuccullata (small rock oyster)
Lineage: Eukaryota; Metazoa; Mollusca; Bivalvia; Ostreida; Ostreidae
Product: von Willebrand factor A domain-containing protein 7-like
Exons: 14
Coding region: 67-2109 (680 amino acids)
Source: RefSeq, a predicted model, not a curated record
GGAAGUAUUAAAUUUAUAAUUACCAAAGAAGUGAAAAGCGCCGUUGGUGCUGGUUAACCUGAGACAAUGCCUCCAUCAUAUUUUGGUAUCUGUGUUGUUCUGCUGAUCAGUUUUGUUCCGUGUUUUUUCUUUCCUCCACAGUUGAUUCGAUCGGAAUGGCAAUCCAGAUCGCAUUUCUCUAUAACGAUCUCAGGAAUCCUUAGAGCAGCUGCGACAUUCAUAGACAGAUUCAAUUUGGUGAAUAUUACUGGAGUGGAUCAAGCCACGAAAGUUUCAAUGUACUUUGGAGAAGAUGGAAAUUCAUAUAGAUUUUUUAUUGAGACUGUCAACAAAAUCGUAUUUUUUGAAAAUGAAAUUCAAAGAAAUUUUGCCAAUAUUGCUUUUUAUCACGUGAAUGGUGAAGAAAUUGUCAAGGCACACAAUUAUAUAAGGUCUUUGCGUAGGCAAAUCGAAACAUUGGCAAAGUUAGAUAAGCCCGAUAUUGAAUUGAUUCAAGAGAAACUGGGUUACUGUUUGUAUACCAUACAAGCCUUCUACAGUAACACUAACUGGGUGGAGAUUUUUGGAGAUAAUCACUAUCCAGAUUUUGGUCAAGAAAAUGUAACGCUGAUGGAAGUGGCAAGUUCUGCAGAAAAAUCGUGUAAAAAUUGUCCAAAAGACGAAAGUGAUAUUUAUGAUUGCACUGAUAACAUCAUUACCUCCAAGUUAACAAGUAGUUACAUGGCGAACCAGGACAUAUCAAAACCUACUGAGCCGCUGGGUGCAAAUUCUGGUAAGUGCAGUCAUGGGACGACAGACGACAUUUCGCGCCAUUUUCCAGCUACUGGUGGUAUUUAUAAAGGCCGUGUUUCACCUGCUGAAUCACCACAUCAUCAUUUGCACCAUCAAGCAACGGAGGCGGCGACUAAGGCGACACACCACUUUUUAACGGAUGAACGGACAGGCUUGUUCAACAUCUUAGGGCCAAAUAUUUUUAAGGAAGUUUUACAUAUCAAAUCAAAGCAAGAGGUCAUUAAAAAAUCACUGGCUUUUGUAAUUGACGUCACUGGGUCAAUGGGGGACGACAUCGAAGGUGUGAAGAGGGCUACAGUGAAAUUGGUUGAGGAAUCUAGAAACUCUACGUUUGUACCAGAAAAAUACAUCCUUGUUACAUUUAGUGAUCCAGAAAACUUGACCACGGGUAUAGAAACUAAAGACUGGAGCCAAAUGAUAACCUUCUUAGAAUCUUUGAGCGUGAGUGGUGGAGCGGAUUGUCCUGAGUACGCCAUGUCAGGAAUGCUUCUAGGAAUCAACAUGUCAAAUCCGGGGUCACAGAUUUUCCUUGCCACUGAUGCAGGUGCCAAAGACGAAGACAAAUAUAUAGAAGUAAUAGAGGGCCUGAAGUCUAAGUCUUUGGAAUCUAAAUUAAUACUCACAGGCACUUGUACUUCAAGAAAACGAAGAGAUGCACAUAGACAGAAAAGGGGCACUGGAUAUAAGGUGUUUGAAGAUAUAGCUGCCGAAACAGGAGGCCAGGUUGUAAAAAUAAGUACAGCAGAGAUUGAGACAGUCGUGGAAAAACUAGUAAAGACAAGCUUACCAUCUUCAAUAGUCAAUAUUAAGUGGUACACAUGGGUAACACCAGCGUCAACUGACUUCAAAAUAGAAGUGGAUAGUUCCUUAAAGGCAUUGAUAAUUCAGAUCUCUGGACCGUCUGCAAAUUCGGAUAUCACAGUUAAAGACCCAAACGAUGCAGAAGUGACCUUCCCAACAGAUGAACGAAAGAUUUCUACAAUUAUUAAUAUUAUGAACAUUUUCAUUCAGUCUCCGAUGGCUGGUAAUUGGACACUUAAAAGAAACACCAACUCCAUCACGUGGGAUACAAAUGUAACAGGACAAAGUGAAAUUGACUUCACAGCAAACCUUCUUGAGACUGCCGAAGAUGGGAUGUUAUACCAGGUCUACACCAAUCCAGUUAUAGGUUCAAAUUAUACAUUAGCUGUGGAUGUUCAAAAUUUACCAAAAAAUGCUUCUAUCAACUGGGCUUUCCUUUUGGAUGAUAAAUGGUCAAAAAUAUCCAGUUUGGAACUCACUCAAGUGCCAUCAGACUGUUUCAAAAUUUGCUUUUAA